Molecule: messenger RNA, 2029 nt
Organism: Beta vulgaris subsp. vulgaris (sugar beet)
Lineage: Eukaryota; Viridiplantae; Streptophyta; Magnoliopsida; Caryophyllales; Amaranthaceae
Exons: 8
Coding region: 177-1703 (508 amino acids)
Biological process (GO): translation
Cellular component (GO): ribosome
Molecular function (GO): RNA binding; structural constituent of ribosome
Source: RefSeq, a predicted model, not a curated record
UGCUCACAUAACAUUGCACCUGAGUUCCACCUUCAACAACCCUAAACUCCUCCCAAUCUUUCUCUCUCCUCCAAACACUCAUACUCUCACUCCAAAAUAAACCUAUCAUCCUCCCAAAAACAACAAUGGAGUAAACACCCAUAAACCCCUAAAACCUCUUAAAAACUAAAAAAACCAUGAACAAAUCAAAGCUUCCACUUUCAUGGCUAUCACGCAUAAUCCUCACAAAACCCUCCAACAUUAAACCCACAAACAUCAAUCCUUCACUCUCUCUCCUCCGCCCCAUCUUAUCAACACCCACCACAUUCAAAUCCCGCCAUUUCUGCUCUUACACCUUCACCCCAGAAGAAGAACAACGUGCACUCGAUAAUAUAUUGAAAGAGAUUGAGAAGGAGAAGCUCAAGGAGAGAGAAGAAAAGCGAAAGUUGGGUAUUUUAGUUGAUGAGAAUGCUGAAGAAGAAGAGGAUUUUAUGGGGGUUAAUCCUUUGAUUGAGAAAAUGGAGAAAUUGAAUGCGAAAACUUAUGGUAUGCAUGAUAAAAUGAAAUUUAAUCCUUAUUGGGAAGAUGAUAGUGAUCUUGAUACUGAUGAUGAAGAAGCUGAAGAUCCUGAGUUUAUGGAGGAGAUGAGGAAACAUAAUUUGGUUGCUGAUAGGAAGAUUAAACGUUACCAGGAAUUGCUUAAGGAAUUCGCCGUUUCUAAAACUUUUGAUGAUGGCUUGAAAUGGAUGAAAAAGAUUGAUAAGUUUGAGGAGAAGCAUAUGCGUCUUCGGCUGGAGUACAGAGUCAUUGGUGAAUUGAUCAAUCGUUUCAGGGAAUCCACUGGAAAGGACAAAUUUCUGCUUGCUCAAAAGUUGAACAGAGCUAUGAGGUUGGUAGAAUGGAAGGAAACUUUUGAUCCUAAAGAUCCUGCCAAUUACGGCAUCAUACAAAGGGAGGAAGUGGCUUCACCAGAAGUCGCCGAGGAUGAAGAAGUUGAGAGAGAAAAGCCAAUGAUAGAAGGCAGAGUCGAAGAUUCUGAUGAAGAAGAAUUUGAUGACAUGAAAGAGAGAGAUGAUAUACUUCUUGAGAAGCUUAAUGCUAUUGACAAAAAGCUAGAAGAGAAAUUAACAGCGUUGGAUCAUACAUUUGGAAAGAAAGGAAAGCUUUUGGAAGAAGAAAUCAGGGAUCUUGCAGAGGAGAGAAAUUCCCUGACAGAGAAGAAAAGAAGACCAAUGUACAGGAAAGGCUUUGAUGCACAACUGAUUGAUAUGAACCGCACGUGCAAAGUGACAAAGGGUGGUCAAGUGGUGAAGUAUACAGCGAUUAUAGCAUGUGGGAAUUAUAAUGGAGUAGUUGGUUAUGCAAAAGCAAAAGGUCCAGCUAUACCUCUUGCUCUUCAGAAGGCCUAUGAGAAAUGCUUUCAGAAUCUCCAUUACAUUGAUAGAUAUGAGGAUCAUACAAUCGCGCAUGCUGUACAGACAACAUACAAGAAAACCAAGGUCUAUCUAUGGCCUGCAAAAACUGCAACAGGCAUGAAAGCAGGCAAAACGGCACAAAUGAUAUUGACAUUAGCUGGCUUCAAAAAUGUAAAAUCAAAGGUUGUUGGUUCAAGGAAUCCACAUAACACUGUUAAGGCUCUUUUCCAAGCAUUAAACGCGGUCGAAACUCCAAAAGAUGUUCAGGAGAAGUUUGGCCGAACUGUUGUUGAAUCUUACCUUCUAUAGUUGAAGUUCCUACCAUUUUCUUUCAAUCUUGCCCUUUUUUCCCUUUCUAAAGGUGGGAGAACAAAAGUGGGAUGGGGGGUGGAAUUCAUCUUGUCCACUCCCCUUAAACAUAGUGUUUUGUUUUUGUAGCUUUGGCCUUUAUUCAAUCAGAUAGGAUACUUUGCUAUCGAUUAGUAUGUAUCGUGGGAAUGGAUGCCAUUUUUAGGAAAAUAAGUUCAAUUUUUCGUUCAAUUGAUUUGUAAAGGAGAGAAAAUUUCCUACAAGUAUUCUCUAGCUUUUCCAGGAGAAUUCUCAGUAUUUGAGGAAAGAAUAUCACCUUUUCGUCG